Molecule: messenger RNA, 1741 nt
Organism: Cynara cardunculus var. scolymus (artichoke)
Lineage: Eukaryota; Viridiplantae; Streptophyta; Magnoliopsida; Asterales; Asteraceae
Product: glyceraldehyde-3-phosphate dehydrogenase GAPCP2, chloroplastic-like
Exons: 14
Coding region: 153-1409 (418 amino acids)
Biological process (GO): glucose metabolic process
Molecular function (GO): NADP binding; oxidoreductase activity, acting on the aldehyde or oxo group of donors, NAD or NADP as acceptor; NAD binding
Source: RefSeq, a predicted model, not a curated record
CUGCCAGCCGCCUGCCUACCCCCCUUCCAUUUAAAUACUCCAUCAAAGGGCCUUCUCUCUAUACUCAAAAGCCAUCAUCUCUUUACCUUCUUAUUCUCUCUUAGGGUUUUGGUCUUUACGCAAGAACACCAAAGAUCCACCAACCCACAUUCAUGGCCUUCUCUUCUCUUCUCAGAUCUACCAACCCAUCUCCUGUUCUUCAAGCUUCCAAUCAACCACUCUCCGCCCCUUCUUUAGCUUCUCGAUCGCAGGUGAAGUUUCCAUCCACCUUUUUGGGUGCUGCCGUUUCUGGGGAGUCUUCGUUUGUACAGAAAUCUCAUGCAUGCCGUAUUAAUCCGAUUAAAGCCACUGCCACCCAGGCACCCCCUGCUGUUCCAAAGUCCAGUACCAGUGGGAAGACCAGGGUUGGAAUCAAUGGUUUUGGAAGAAUUGGAAGGUUGGUAUUGAGAAUAGCAACAUUUAGAGACGAUAUCGAGGUUGUUGCAGUAAAUGACCCUUUUAUUGAUUCCAAGUACAUGGCUUACAUGUUGAAGUAUGAUUCUACUCAUGGUCUAUUUAGAGGAACCAUCAAGGUAGUUGAUGAGUCCACUUUGGAAAUCAAUGGAAAGCAGAUAAAAGUGACCAGCCAAAGGGACCCGGCAACUAUUCCUUGGGGUGAUUUUGGAGCCGACUAUGUUGUAGAAUCUUCUGGGGUUUUUACAACACUUGAUAAGGCUUCUGCACACAAGAAGGGUGGCGCCAAGAAGGUGGUGAUCUCAGCUCCAUCAGCUGAUGCACCUAUGUUUGUUGUAGGAGUAAAUGAGACCACAUACAAGCCAAGCAUGGAUAUUGUAUCCAAUGCAAGCUGCACCACUAACUGCUUGGCUCCUUUGGCCAAGGUGGUUCAUGAGGAGUUCGGUAUUGUUGAAGGUUUGAUGACAACUGUGCAUGCAACCACAGCUACACAAAAAACUGUUGACGGACCUUCGAUGAAGGAUUGGCGUGGAGGUCGUGGUGCUGCACAGAACAUCAUCCCUAGCUCCACUGGUGCUGCCAAGGCUGUAGGGAAGGUGUUACCAGAACUAAAUGGGAAACUUACGGGUAUGGCCUUUAGAGUGCCAACAGCGAACGUUUCUGUUGUGGAUUUAACUUGUCGACUUGAGAAGAAUGCUUCUUAUGAAGACGUUAAAGCUGCAAUGAAGUAUGCUUCUGAGGGUCCCCUUCAAGGAAUUCUUGGGUACACUGACGAGGAUGUCGUUUCCAACGAUUUUGUUGGUGAUUCGAGAUCAAGUAUUUUUGAUGCAAAAGCCGGGAUAGGGCUAAGUGCAUCAUUUGUGAAGCUGGUAUCGUGGUACGACAACGAGUGGGGUUACAGCAACCGGGUGUUGGACCUGAUUGAGCAUAUGGCGUUGGUGGCAGCUUCCAACUGAAAGAGUAUCAUCGGUAGAGGCAAUUAAGCACACCGUGUUCGUCUGAAUGGCAACAUGUUUUGAAUUCUUAUUUUCUUUUUCUUGUUUCUUGCCAUUUUAGGGAUGGUGUAGAAUCUUGUUUUGAGGUUUGAAGAUAUGGCAGUCAAUUUGCCAGUAGAAAACUUAGGAAAUAAAAGGAUAUAUGGUUGGGAUCAGAUGAAUGGAUUAUUUUAGGCAUAUAUGAUGUGCUUUUCAUGUUUAUUUUUAUUCACUUCCAUCCCUUUGCUUUGGUAAAACAAGAUUUGUCCCCAUGGGAACUUAAAUGAUAUGGGGAUUUACAUUUAGGGUUUGUU